UAUAUAUAUAUAUAUAUAUUUAUCCAUCCUUCUUUGAAAUAAUUUAAUCAUAAAUUGAUUCGAUUCGAUUUUAAAUUAAUAAUUUUCUUUUUAUUAGGUUUUCGUCUAUCAGAUCAAUUUUAUGACUUAGUUAUAAGAAAAUUUGAUCGAACUGGUCGUGGUACAGUAGCAUUUGAUGAUUUUAUUCAAUCAUGUGUUUCAAUUCAAACAUUAACUAAUGCUUUUCGACAUUUUGAUCGUUAUCAAAGUGGACAAAUAACUAUUGGUUAUGAAGACUUUUUAACACUUGUUUUUUCGCUUAAAAUGAGACUCAAUCCACGUUCAUGA
This is a messenger RNA of Rotaria sordida, 327 nucleotides long. The record is from the annotation of a GenBank genome assembly. NCBI's taxonomy places the organism in Eukaryota, Metazoa, Rotifera, Eurotatoria, Philodinida, Philodinidae.